CCAGGUGGAAGGUCAAUAUUAUGGGACAUGCCACUGGAGGGCGCUGUUUCUUUUGGGGUACCUCUUGGAGCGCAAGGGAUGAUGGGGAUCUACGGAGACAUUCACAGAAGUGCUAGCUUGCAUUGGUGUUAUGUCGGUGUGCAAUGCCGUUUUUCACUGCGUGAUCUGUUUUAAAUACAAAGUGUGGAACAGUUAAGGCACCAGGAGUUGCUGCAACCAACUUCACUGUUCAUCUCAGAGGGAUCUGUAUUCCGUUUUCUGCUGGAUUAAUGCACUCAGGAGAAGCCACUACAGUUAUUUUUGCACUGCUAAGUUUGUUGUAUUUCUGUAUGGGUUUAUAUCAGUCACAAAUUGACACUAGACAUCCUUGAGUUUCAGACGCUGAUAAAGUUGGGGAAAUAACCUGCAGUAGCAGUAGGUUACCAGUGCACAAAGCUGUUACUGGAUAAGAACUGUCUGUAACAAUUUUAUUUCUUUGUUUUUACAACCUUUUUUAUUUUCUUCUGAGCGCUUACUUUAUCAUUCAGAUUAAAAGAACCCCAAAGAUAAUCUGUGUUCUGGGCUGGUUAAUUUAGCCAGGCUACACAAUUUGGUACCAGGAGUGGGGUAUCUGCAAAAGUGGCAGCUCAGUGAUUUUGUUUUUUAUGGGUUUCAGUUUAAGUAGGUUAUUUUACGGUGCAAAAAUAACUGUAGUGGUGGUCACCCGCGGCGCGAGGGGUUGGAAAGGACCUGACGAUUGGGGCCAUACCAGAGGUGUGCAGAGGAGCAGUGGCCAGUCUGUCCAGAAGAAGGUGAUUUCGAUCGAGGGAAGGAUUCUUUCCAGAGGAGAGGAGGACAUCAGUGGCACCUAGCUGAAUAGACUGCUAAGGCAAUUUCUGCAUCCUGACCAAAGACUAAUCUGGACACAGACAUUUCAUUAUGUCAGACACAAACAGUGACGAUGACCAGGGUUUGGCAGGGGCCACUGGAAGGGACCCUGUCACUGAGCUUCAGGCAAAAUUGUCAGAACUGAGUAACAAACAUGACCAGGCUAUGGCCAGGAUAACUGCUUUGAGUGACGGGGCAAGUAGGUCAUAUGUAUAUCUGCCGCGAGAGCGACCUAUCCAACCCUUUAGUGGGGAUGCAACCGUAGAUGGACGUUCUGUAGAGGAGUUUAUUGAUGAAGUACAGAGGGGUAUCAGAACUAGAGGCUUGGGUAAUGACGAUCAGGUUGACUUCAUUUUUUCCCUCCUCAGGGGUUCUGCACUUGAAGAGAUCAAGUUGUGUACUGGGGGAGAGCAGACUGAACCCGAAGACAUUUUUUGUUUUCUCAGAGAAGCUUACGGUGAGAGGCGCAGUGUAGCACAGUUACUGCAAACCUUUUUUAGCCGUUUCCAGCUAGAAGGUGAAGAUUUCUUUGAGUACUCACACGCUCUGUCCCAGAUCCUCCGCUUAGCCCUUAAACAAAGGCCUGAUGCAGUACGAGAUGCAAAGAUGGCAGUUAGAGACCAGUUUGUGGAGGGAGUAAGGGACUCCACUCUGCGAAGGGAGCUUCGCAAGAUGGUGAGGGAAAAGCCAGAGUCUACGCUUUUUGAUGUACGUCAGGAAGCAAUUGCUUGGUCUAUGGAAGAAAAACCUAGUGGCACCAGAGUUGCCAAGAGCAGGCCCAUAUUAAGUGACAGUGCGGUUGCAGGGGAUCAGAGUACCCGUGAAGCUCCAGAUAGGUCAUCUGCAACUCUAGAUGAAAUCCUUAAGGUGGUGUCUGAGCAGGGCAAGGCUAUUGGGGAGUUACUCAGUGUGGUUCGGGAGAGUGUUACAUCCGGAGAAAGGGCCCCUAAACGUGGGAUUCCCAGAUCAAAGUUCCAGUUCACUGAUGAUGGGAAGCCCAUCUGUUUCAAGUGUAAGGGAGUUGGACACAUUGCUAGGGAGUGCAAAACCCUUAAGCAAGGAGCUUCUCCAGUUUCUGUUCCUGCACCUGUUCAGGGAAACUAGCUACCUCGGUUGCCAAGAGCCGGGCAAUUCGAGGGGAGACUACUGGCUCAAAGACCCUAACUCGUGAGAGAUUUUUUGACAGAGCAGUUGGUAAAUGUCCUGAAGUUGAAAUUGAGGUGGGAGGGAUUAAGGCAAGAACCCUUUUGGAUACAGGGAGCCAGGUUAGCACCAUCUCAGAGGCAUUUUUCCGACAACACCUAAUGGGUGAAGAUGAUGAUGUAACCCCUACAGCUAAAUGGCUUAAAUUGACUGCAGCUAACUCAUUGCCAAUUCCUUAUAUAGGUUACAUUGAGCUGGAUGUGCAGGUCAUGGGAUUAACAGUGCAGGAGUGUGGGUUUUUGGUAGUCAGGGACCCCGCCCCAGAACCCGGAGGGCCACAGGACCAAGAGCUAAUGUCAGCUAAAGUUAAG
Molecule: messenger RNA, 2381 nt
Organism: Oreochromis niloticus (Nile tilapia)
Lineage: Eukaryota; Metazoa; Chordata; Actinopteri; Cichliformes; Cichlidae
Exons: 2
Coding region: 919-1971 (350 amino acids)
Molecular function (GO): nucleic acid binding; zinc ion binding
Source: RefSeq, a predicted model, not a curated record